AUGUCUAUCCGAGGACUAGGUAUAACCAUGGGUCCCCAGACUGGUCGAGAUCUAGUCGUCCGUCCCCAGUCUAGUCGAGAAGUAGCCAUCCGUCCUACACACAGCUCAUCCCGUGGAGGACGAAGGGACCGCGACGAGUAUGAACUCUAUGUUCAAAUUUGCUAUCCAGGGUCUGACGGUGUUACCAUCCAUUGGAUGAUUGCUAUGAGACAUCCAGGUUCUGAUCGUUGCACCCGGCUCCACAGCACUGGCUGCAUGGGUGAUCGUACAUUGUCUAUUGAGCCUAACAUGAGAUUUGAUAGCCGGUCAGUCGAACACACACACUUUCUCGGUAAGAUUGAGAGAAGAGACAAAGACAUUGUCAUGAUGGAGGCUGAGCAGAUUCCACUACAGAGCUGCCAACUCUGGGCUUGUUACCUAAUGCUUAGACUCGAGCGCAAGGGACUGCUCGAACGGAAAACCUAUAAGCACUACAUGCACUGUUACCCACACAAUCGUGUUGAGGACUAUGGACCUGGAUAUGAUGAUGAAUGCCCGGUUCAUGGACAGGGACAUGAGCACGGACAUGAACACGGACGUGAACAUGGACGUGAACACGGACGUGAACAUGGACGUGAACACGGACGUGAACACGGACAUGGACACGGACAUAGACACUAA
Molecule: messenger RNA, 660 nt
Organism: Penicillium verrucosum
Lineage: Eukaryota; Fungi; Ascomycota; Eurotiomycetes; Eurotiales; Aspergillaceae
Exons: 1
Coding region: 1-660 (219 amino acids)
Source: RefSeq, a predicted model, not a curated record